AUGAUCAUAUCAACAGAUAAUCCUGCUGUACAAGGUUGGAGAUAUUUCAAUCACAGUCUGUAUUACAUCUCUACUGAAGAGAAGAUCUGGAGUGAGAGCAGACAGGACUGUAUAAAGAGAGGAGCAAAUUUGGUCAUUAUAAACAGCGAAGAGGAACAGAAGUUUGUUGAUGAAUUGAGGAAGAUCAGCUAUUCAUCUCUUUGGAUUGGUCUGACUGACAGAGACACAGAGGGGGUGUGGAAAUGGGUGGAUGGUACAGCACUGAACACUGAGUACUGGUAUGAAGGACACCCCAAUGUUGGCCAAUAUGAAAAUGAGCGAUGUGUUUUUAUUUUUUGGGUGCACAACAGUCUGAAAAGCUGGUAUGAUGUAUCAUGUUCUCAUUAUAUGUACCACUGGAUAUGUGAGAAGAGACUUUUAAGCUGA
Molecule: messenger RNA, 426 nt
Organism: Chanos chanos (milkfish)
Lineage: Eukaryota; Metazoa; Chordata; Actinopteri; Gonorynchiformes; Chanidae
Product: C-type lectin domain family 6 member A-like
Exons: 3
Coding region: 1-426 (141 amino acids)
Source: RefSeq, a predicted model, not a curated record